Verticillium nonalfalfae is the source of this 1278-nucleotide messenger RNA. RefSeq lists its product as uncharacterized. The transcript is spliced from 4 exons. Lineage: Eukaryota; Fungi; Ascomycota; Sordariomycetes; Glomerellales; Plectosphaerellaceae. The coding region runs from base 1 to 1278 and encodes 425 amino acids. The record is from RefSeq and is a predicted model, not a curated record.
AUGCCAGCGCGGAAAAGAGCAGCGGCCUCGCCGCCCGAAGACGAACCUCGUAGACGACCGCGACGGACUACGAGUACGCCCAAGAAGAGCGCGUAUUUCGAUGACGAGAGCGACGAGAGCGACGAGAGCGCUGAUUUCAAGGCAGAAGACUUGUCCGAGGACGAAGAAGACGAAAAAGACGAGGAGAUUGAGCAUAAGCCGCCGAAGCGCGGGCGCGGACGGCCCCCUACGAAGGCCAAGGCCAAGGCCAAAUCGCCCAUCGUAAAGCGGAACGGGACAAAACUGAAAAAGGGCAAGAAGAGCAAGGAAGAGGAGGAAGAAGACGUGGACGAAUACAAGGAGAAGGAAACUUCAGAGGAAGAAGAUGACGAGGAUGAGGAGGACGACGACGAUGCGGCUCCGCGCGUGACGAUUACAAAACUGAUCGGCCUGCGGCCUCUAGACGGGGUCGAGUACGCCGACACGAAGCUGCACAAGAACACGCUCGCCUUCCUCCGGGAUCUGCGAGCCAACAACACGAGGCCCUGGCUGAAAUCCCACGACGGCGAAUACCGCCGCGCCCUCGCCGACUUCAACACCUUCAUCGAGGCGCUGACGCCGCUCGUCUCCGAGGCCGACGAGACGGUCCCCGAGCUGCCGCUGCGCGACCUCACGUUCCGCAUCCACCGCGACAUGCGCUUCAGCAAGAACCCGACACCCUACAAGCCCCAUUUUGGCGCCGCCUGGUCGCGCACCGGGCGCAAGGGCCCCUACGCCUGCUACUACCUCCACGUCGAGCCCGGCAGCGCCUUUCUCGGCGGCGGCCUGUGGUGUCCGCCCGCCGAGCAGGUGCGCGCCCUGCGCGAGAGCGUCGAUGCGCGCCCGGCGCGGUGGCGUGCCGUCCUCAACGGGCCCGUCUUCAAGCGGAUGUAUCUCGAGGGCAAGGGCAAGGGCAAGGGGGACGAGGAGGCGGUGGAUGCGUUUUGCAAGGGCAAUCAGGAGAAUGCGCUCAAGACGAAACCAAAGGGCUGGGAGGCAGACCAUCGUGACAUUGGGCUCCUCAAGCUGAGGAGCUACACGGUGGGGGCCAAGAUUGAGGACGGGCUCUUCGCGCGGGAGGACGCGCAGGAGAGGCUGAAGGACAUGGUCGUGGCGAUGGAGCCUUUCAUUACCUUUCUCAACCGCAUAGUCAUGCCGGACCCUGGGGAUACGAGCGACGAAGAGGAUGAGGCUGCGCCAGAGGAGAGCGAUGACGACGACGAGAACGAAGGAGAAGGAGAGAGUGAGGGCACUGAUUGA